This is a messenger RNA of Wyeomyia smithii (pitcher-plant mosquito), 1778 nucleotides long. Its product is annotated as gastrula zinc finger protein XlCGF57.1-like. Gene Ontology annotation, cellular component: nucleus. The coding region runs from base 103 to 1677 and encodes 524 amino acids. The transcript has 2 exons. The record is from RefSeq and is a predicted model, not a curated record. Gene Ontology annotation, biological process: regulation of transcription by RNA polymerase II. Gene Ontology annotation, molecular function: DNA-binding transcription factor activity; RNA polymerase II cis-regulatory region sequence-specific DNA binding; zinc ion binding. NCBI's taxonomy places the organism in Eukaryota, Metazoa, Arthropoda, Insecta, Diptera, Culicidae.
AGCACUGAUGUGACAGUAGCGCAAGAAUAAAAAAAACAGCUGGCCGUACAAAUAUCAUAACAUAAUAGGCCGAAAAUCGAAAGAAUUUUAAAUUGGUUCAGAAUGGAUGUUAUGAGUUUCGAAAGUUUGUGCCGUUGCUGUCUUACCACCACGGGCAUCUUUUCCUCAAUUUUCGAAAUAUACAAUGAUUACUACUUGCCUAAAGUAAUAAGCGCAUGCACUGGUGUUCCCAUUUUACAGUCGGAUGGUCUUCCGUCUGAAGUGUGCCAGGUAUGCCUACUAAAAUUAGUUGGCGCAUAUGAAACACGUCGAUUAUUUAUUCGUUCCCACGGCCAACUGAAAGAGCAACUACAGCGUCUAAAACAGUCGGAGCAAGAAAUAUUGAUUGAACUUAAUACAACAGCUGCGAAAUGCGCUACAUCUUUAUUGCCAACGGUGGAAAGUAUCCUAGAUGAGGCACCAAUAACUACUUGGGAUAAUGAAAUUAACAUGCACAUUGAACAGCUGCAGGAUGGAGGAAACGAACUAGUGACAAACAUCGAAGCGCAUCAUCUGGAUAAACUGGUCAUUGAGAAAUACGAGAACUUAGAAAAGGGGGGUUACAGCUUUCCUGAAGAAGACUUAGUUACACCAGAUGACAAGGUCGUUGCUAAAGAUACAAAAAAGGUAGAAGAUGAACCACAUGCUGAAGUAAACUUUUCGGACUACAGUCAAGGUUCAGAUGGAUUGGAUGUACCAGAGGAAACUGGUUCUGGUGCAUACAAAAUUAAAGAAGAACCACAAAACUGCCCGAUAUGCAGCAAAUGUUUCCGCAAUCCUCGUCUACUUCAAAGACACAUUCAGUAUCACAACGCCAAUAAAAGCAAUUGCCCAAUUUGUACAAAAAGUUUCACCCACACGAGUAAUUUGAAGAGACAUCUAAAAUCGCACAAGACGCCUCCGGAUGGUUUCAACUGCUCAGUUUGUGGCCGGCAGUUCGACAAAGGUGUACAGCUUUAUGAUCACAUGAAACUUCAUAAACCUGCUUCGGGAGAGACAACUUCCUAUACGUUGCGCUGUGACCAUUGCGAAAUGGAAACAACCACGUUGGCUGGUUUUGUGGCCCAUAUGAUGCAGGAACAUAGCGUGGCCAAGGAACAAGUGAAAGCGUUCCGAUGUCACAUUUGUGCUUUACGGUUUGUCUCGAAACAAGGAAUGCUACGACAUAUCGAAGGGGUGCAUGAAAAUCGCAAACCAGUUCAGUCCAAUCCGGUACAGAAGAAAUUUCUUUGUACUGAAUGCGGUAAAUGCUUCCAACGUAUGCGUCAUCUGGAAGCACAUGCCAAUUCGCACACUGGUGUUCGGCCAUUUAUUUGCGCUUGUGGAUUAGCAUUUGCCCAGCAAUCAGGGCUAAAUUUGCACAUACGUUCAAAGCAUGAAAAUCAAAGAUGCUACCAGUGUAGCAUCUGUCGUAAAUCGUUUUCUCAGUCGACUCACUUGAAGCAUCACGAGUUAAUUCACAGCAAUAGGAAGGAGCACGAGUGCACAAUCUGUAAACACCGAUUUCGGGUUAAAAGCAAUCUGGUGGCGCACAUGCGAAUUCAUCGGAAGCACCCGUACUGCUGUAGUGAUUGUGGUCGAGAGUUUGUGCAAGCUGCUAAACUAGAGCUGCACAUGAGAAAAGAGCACGGAAGCUAAACCACAGUUUACUCGUUGUUUUUGUCAUAUAUACAUGUUACGUUGUAUUAUGUUUCAGUAGUUCAUACAUUUAUCAAACGCCUAAACUUUAACUUAAAACA